This is a messenger RNA of Chelonus insularis, 2919 nucleotides long. It is a transcript of the gene CPSF2, whose product is annotated as cleavage and polyadenylation specificity factor subunit 2. Bases 160 to 2367 code for a protein of 735 amino acids. Gene Ontology annotation, biological process: mRNA 3'-end processing by stem-loop binding and cleavage. The transcript is spliced from 6 exons. The record is from RefSeq and is a predicted model, not a curated record. Lineage: Eukaryota; Metazoa; Arthropoda; Insecta; Hymenoptera; Braconidae. Gene Ontology annotation, molecular function: RNA binding. Gene Ontology annotation, cellular component: mRNA cleavage and polyadenylation specificity factor complex.
CAUGUGAUUUUUAUUUUAAAUGCAAUUUUUUUUUCUUUAAAUAAAAAUUCUACCAAAUUUAUAAAUAAUAUACAUGUUUUACAGUGCAUGUGUUAUAACCUAAAAAAGUAGUUAUAGUGAAUGAGUUUUUAUUUAUUUAGUUAAUAUUUAAAUUAAAACAUGACUUCAAUAAUAAAACUUCAUGCUAUUUCUGGUGCUAUGGAUGAAAGUCCUCCCUGUUAUCUUUUAGAGAUUGAUGAUGUGAAGAUAUUAUUAGAUUGUGGAUGGGAUGAAAAUUUUGAUGAAAAUUUCAUCAGAGAAUUAAAGAGACAUGUGCAUCAUAUUGAUGCAGUACUUCUCUCUUAUCCUGAUCCUUUACAUUUAGGAGCCUUACCUUACUUGGUGGGAAAGUGUGGUUUAAAUUGUCCUAUAUAUGCUACAAUUCCAGUUUAUAAAAUGGGACAAAUGUUUAUGUAUGAUAUGUAUCAGUCACGGCAUAAUAUGGAAGAUUUUGACCUUUUUACUUUAGAUGAUGUUGAUGCUGCUUUUGAUAAAAUAGUCCAAUUAAAAUAUAACCAAAGCGUUUCAAUGAAAGGUAAAGGUUAUGGAGUUACUUUAACUCCGUUACCAGCAGGUCAUAUGAUUGGAGGAACAAUUUGGAAAAUAGUCAAAGUUGGAGAAGAGGAUAUAAUUUAUGCAGUAGACUUUAAUCAUAAAAAAGAACGACAUUUAAAUGGGUGUGAACUCGAAAGGCUACAAAGACCUUCGCUACUUAUCACUGAUGCUUUUAAUGCUUCUUACCAACAAGCAAGAAGACGAACUCGUGAUGAAAAAUUGAUGACAAAUAUUCUUCAAACGCUUCGCGGGGGAGGUAAUGUUUUAGUCGGAGUUGACACUGCAGGAAGAGUAUUAGAAUUAGCUCAUAUGUUAGACCAAUUAUGGCGAAAUAAGGAAUCUGGACUUUUAGCAUAUUCUUUAGCACUCCUUAAUAAUGUUAGUUAUAAUGUAGUUGAAUUUGCAAAAUCUCAAAUUGAAUGGAUGAGCGAUAAGUUAAUGAGAAGCUUCGAAGGUGCACGAAAUAACCCAUUCCAAUUUAAACAUCUCCAGCUCUGCCAUAGUAUGGCAGAAUUAAAUAAAGUUCCCAGUCCAAAAGUAGUUUUAGCAAGUACUCCAGAUAUGGAAUGUGGAUUUUCGCGUGAUCUUUUUCUUCAAUGGUGUUCGAAUCCACAAAAUAGUAUUAUUAUUACUAGCAGAACAUCUCCAGGCACUUUGGCUAGAGAAUUAGUCGAAAAGGGAGGUAAUAGAAGUAUUACCUUAGAAAUAAAGAGGAGAGUAAAAUUAGAAGGUUAUGAAUUAGAGGAAUAUCUAAAACGCGAACGUGCAAAACAAGAAAUGAUGAAACAAGAACAAAUGGAAACAGCUGAUGUGACUUCAGAAUCUGAAGAUGAAAUUGAAGUUGGUGGUACUCGAGGAAAACAUGAUUUACUAAUAAAACAAGAAUCGAAACAAGGUUUUUUUAAACAGAGCAAGAAACAGCAUCCAAUGUUCCCUUUUGUUGAAGAAAAAAUAAAAAUCGACGAAUAUGGUGAAAUUAUAAGACCUGAAGAUUAUAAAAUAGCUGAAACUAUUCCUGAAGCUGAAGAUAACAAAGAAAAUCUUGAUAUCAAAUCAGAUGAAACUAUGAUUUUACCAGAAAUCGCUCCCGACAUUCCAACUAAAUGCAUUCAGAUAACUAGAACUAUUAAUGUCAAUGCAUCGAUAACUUACAUUGAUUUUGAAGGACGAUCGGAUGGAGAAUCUUUACAGAAAAUUUUGGGACAAUUAAAACCACGAAGAGUCGUUCUAGUACGAGGAUCUGCUAAAGAUUGUGAAAUUCUUUCCCAACAAGCACAAGCCGUUGGUGCUCGAGUCUUCAUUCCAGGUCGUGGAGAAACUCUAGAUGCUACGACUGAGACUCACAUUUAUCAAGUUCGUCUUACUGAUGCUCUUGUGAGUGGAUUAAACUUCUCUAAAGGUCGUGGAGAUUCUGAAGUUGCUUGGAUUGAUGCUAUGAUUGCAGCUCGUGAACAAAUAUGUCGAGAUGCUGUUGCUGAUACGAAUUCGGAAGACGCGGAAGAAAAAAUUCUUACAUUGGAACCGCUCACAACAAAUGAGCAGGUUCCCGGCCAUCAAACUAUUUUUAUUAAUGAACUCAAAUUAUCAGACUUCAAACAAAUUCUUAAUAAGAGCAACAUUCCCUCCGAAUUUAGUGGAGGAGUUUUAUGGUGUUGUAAUAACAGUAUUGCGGUAAGAAGACACGAAGCCGGCAAAGUUGUUCUAGAAGGAUGUUUAUCAGAAGAUUAUUACAAAGUUCGUGAGCUAUUAUAUGAACAAUAUGCAAUCGUUUGAAACUUAGUCAACUUGAUAAAUGUACAUAUAUUUGUAUAUUUUAAUAAUAAAAAGAACAAUUAAAUUAAAAUCACUGUAUCGGUUGGUUAUUAGUGUAAUUAGUGACUUGAUUAUAAUAGAAAUGAUGAAAAUUGUUUUUGAAUUAUUAUUAUUUUAUGAUAUACAUUAAUGUGUAGUAAUUGUUAAUUUUACGGAUAAAAACUUGUAAUUCAGACAAUUUAAGAACUUUGUUUUAUUAAAAAUUUUACAUUAAAUCAUUAUGAAAGGUGUUUUAUAAAAUGAUAAUUUAAAAAAGUAUUAAUGAUUAACAUUGUGAAGGUCAUUGUCUGACUCGCCUUUCAUUUAGCUAGUAUUAAACACGUGCUGUCGCGGAAUACUACAGAGUGGAUCCAGCCAACUACAUGUCAAAAAUUUAAAUGCUUGCGCCGUACGUGUGUGUUCGUCACAAUCUUGAUCACCACAAAAAUCAGGUGGUCGGACGCACGCUCAGCUGUGCACAGCCGGUGUUGUUGGGGAAUUCAAUUUUUUUCAGAUUUAUAAACAAUGAAUUGU